AUGAGCGGCGAUAAGAUGGAUGUCGAGAUUGCUGAGCAAAAGAUGAACUCUAUGGAGCAUAGCGAGCAGCAUUACUUCAAGAGCUAUGAUCACCAUGGUAUCCACGAGGAGAUGUUGAAAGAUGAGGUCCGCACACGAUCGUACAUGAACGCCAUUAUGCAAAACAAGCACAUUUUCAAGGACAAGGUGGUUCUUGAUGUUGGCUGUGGUACGGCCAUUCUCUCAAUGUUCGCGGCCAAGGCUGGCGCCAAACAUGUUAUUGGUGUGGAUAUGUCCACAAUCAUCUUCAAGGCCCGUGAGAUCGUCAAGGUUAACGGUCUUUCCGACAAGAUCACCCUUCUCCAAGGCAAGAUGGAGGAGGUCGAGUUGCCUUUCCCCAAGGUUGAUAUCAUCAUCUCAGAGUGGAUGGGCUACUUCCUUCUAUACGAGUCCAUGCUCGACACCGUUCUUUAUGCCCGAGACACUUAUCUCCAGAAGGAUGGCUUGAUCUUCCCCGACAAGGCCACUAUCUUCUUCGCUGGUAUUGAGGACGGCGAUUACAAGGAGGACAAGAUUGAGUUCUGGAACGAUGUUUAUGGCUUCGACUACACCCCCCUCAAGGCCACUGCUCUCUCCGAGCCCCUCGUUGAUACCGUCGAGGUCAAGGCCGCUGUCACCGAGCCCACUGCCGUCCUCACGCUCGAUCUUUACAAGUGCACCACGGAUGAUUUGGCUUUCAAUGUUCCCUUCAAGCUCUCCGUUACCCGCGAUGACUUCGUCCACGCCCUGGUCUCGUGGUUCGAUAUCGACUUCACCGCCUGCCACAAGCCCAUCCGCUUCUCCACUGGCCCACAUACCAAGUACACCCACUGGAAGCAGACCGUCUUCUACUUCGAGGAUGUUCUCACCGUCCAGCACGGCGAGCAGAUUGCUCUCAACCUUGAUGUCCGACCCAACUCCAAGAACAGACGCGAUCUUGACAUCAAGAUCUCCUACGAGUUGGAAACCGAAGAUGCUAACCGUGCCUCCAAGGGUGCGCUUGAGUACCGCAUGUGCUAA
Messenger RNA from Fusarium mangiferae, 1038 nucleotides. Its product is annotated as putative hnRNP arginine N-methyltransferase. NCBI's taxonomy places the organism in Eukaryota, Fungi, Ascomycota, Sordariomycetes, Hypocreales, Nectriaceae. Gene Ontology annotation, molecular function: protein-arginine N-methyltransferase activity. The coding region runs from base 1 to 1038 and encodes 345 amino acids. Gene Ontology annotation, biological process: peptidyl-arginine methylation. The record is from RefSeq and is a predicted model, not a curated record. Gene Ontology annotation, cellular component: nucleus. The transcript is spliced from 6 exons.